AUGUCACAAGAGUUAAUAUUAAAAGAUAGCUUAACAGAAGAAACAUAUGUAAGAAAUAACUUUAAUCCAUCUGAAGAGGACUCAAAGUUUUCAUAUACAUCAGCAAGAGUUGGUAAACCAUUAUACAACACAUAUGAAAAGAAUGAUUUUAAAGUUUUUGGUUAUUAUACUGACUGGUGUCAAUAUGAUGGUCGUUUAGAUGGUUUAGUUGAACCUGGUAGGGGUCGUGAUUUAAUGAAUAUUAACCCAAAAGCUUAUGAUAAAAUCAUUCUUGGAUUUUGUGGAAUAGUCGGUGACAAGGGUGAUAAGAGAUUUAUAAUAGAAAAAGCUGCUAAAGACUUUAACAAAAAAGAUAAUGAACCAACUUUUACAGAUGGUUGGGGUGAUGUAUUAUCUUAUCGUAAUGUUGGUUUCAAUGGGUGGUUCAGUGAUGAUAUUUUAGGAUGUUUUUCUCAAGAUAAAUGUCAAGGUAUCCUUGGUGGUCUUCGUAAAUUAAAAGAAAAAAAUUCAGAUCUGGUAAUCUCAGUUUCAAUUGGGGGUUGGACAAUGUCUCAAGCAUUCCAUGAAAUGGUAAAAUCAGCUGAAAAAAGAAAAACAUUUGCAAAUGGGGUUGCUGAUCUCUUAAAUAGAUUUCCAAUGAUUGGUGAGAUUGAUCUCGAUUGGGAGUAUCCAGGUGCUGCUGGUGAAGAACAUAAUGAAUAUGGCCCAGAAGAUCCACAAAACUUUGCUCAAUUAAUUAUAAGUGUCAAAAGCUCUCUUUCAUCUAUAGGUCGUGAUGAUGUUAAAAUCAGUAUUGCAGCAGCUGGAGUCAUUGAAAAGAUAAAAGUAGCUAAUAUUCCACUUUUAAUGCAGGCAGGUGUUAGUUAUAUUAAUAUUAUGACUUAUGACUAUUUUGGAACUCCAUGGGCUGAAUCAUUGGCACAUCAUACCAACCUCAGAGCAGAUCCAAAUAGUAUUGAUGCAGUCGUUAGUUAUUUAGUAAACGAUUUAAAUAUUCCAUCAAAGAGUUUGUUUAUUGGUUAUGCUUCCUAUAGUCGUAAUGCUCAGGGUGCUCAAAUAUCAAGUAUUUCACCUCUCAAAGGUGAUUACUCACCAAAAGAAACUACAACAGUAGGAACUUUUGAGAGUGGGGUCACUGAAUACUACGAUAUUUUAAAUAACUAUUUAGAUUUUAAUUCUAAAUCAGGAAAAAAUGGGUUCACUCUAUACACUGAUAGAGCAAAAGAUGCAGAUUUCUUAUAUAACUCUAAUUCGGGUGUAUUUAUGUCCUUGGAUACCCCCAGAUCUGUCAAAUCAAAAGGAAAUUAUGCUGUACAAAAUAAGUUGGGUGGUUUAUUCACAUGGACCAUCGAUCAGGAUCAUGGUUUACUCUUAAAUGCUGCAAGAGAAGGUUUAGGAAAUGAAAUAAUUGAAAAAGAAGUUGACAUGUCAAAUUAUUAUUUCAGUGGUAUCUAGGAGAUCAUCAUAUAUUUAAAGAAUUAAUAAUAAUAAAAUUUAAUUAAAAAAAAAAGGUAUUUUGU
Dictyostelium purpureum is the source of this 1520-nucleotide messenger RNA. RefSeq lists its product as uncharacterized. Gene Ontology annotation, biological process: chitin catabolic process; carbohydrate metabolic process. Bases 1 to 1455 code for a protein of 484 amino acids. Gene Ontology annotation, cellular component: extracellular region. The transcript has 3 exons. The record is from RefSeq and is a predicted model, not a curated record. Gene Ontology annotation, molecular function: chitinase activity; chitin binding. Lineage: Eukaryota; Evosea; Eumycetozoa; Dictyosteliales; Dictyosteliaceae.